UGAACUUUAUUAAGUGUGGAGUUAGUAUUUGAAAAAAUAUCCUUCUUAAGGAAAAAUUAUUUUUAGAUUACUUCAUUAUCCUAUUGUUUUUGUUCUGUGUAAGUGAUAAGAAGGACAGAAGUUCAAUAAGACUUAUUCGUCUGCUCACAGUGAGAUAAUAAUUUAUAUGUACGGAAUAAGGAAAAAAUGUUGAAACUUUUGCUGUUUGCUAUAGGCAUUUUAGCUGGAAUUUCUGAUGGACAACUUGCAAGCAGUUGCCAUGAUCUCGAGCCUAACGCCUGCAUACUGUUUCAAAAAGCAAAUCCUAACCUGUGCUCGGACCAGGCCUUCUCCUUUGGUGCAUGCAAGAGAUUUUGUGGCAACUGCCCGCUUGAAUGUUAUAUGUGUCCAACACCUGUUCUAGAUCCAAACGUUUGUAAUACGACAGCAUCUUGUGGCGUUGGACAGACAUGCAUGAUAAAACACCUGACGUCACAAGAUGGGCACCACGAGUACAUCAUGAUGUGUGGUGAAAAGGAUAUCUGCGAAGGUGCUUCGCUAGGAUUUCAAAGUCCCAACGUUAUUAACAGUAUCAUCGGCAAACGAUCGAAGAUGACUGAGCCCGAUACCGAUUCACUUCAACGGUAUGAGCGCGAUGUAUCGAUAUCUUGUUGCGAUACUGAUUUCUGCAACUUGCCGAUGACGACAACAACAUCACCACCAACUUCGCCCGGACCUUUCCCUUAUGGUUGCAACCGAGACAUUGUGUUUGUUUUGGAUGACUCCGGCAGCGUUGGCUCCACGAACUUCAGGCAUGCCCUUGACUUCGUCAAAGAAAUUGUACGCCAGCUUGAUAUAGGACCGACAAAGGCGCAGGUCGCCAUGCUCACAUUCAGCACUCGAACAGAGAUAAGCUGGUAUCUGAACAGAUAUUCGACGAAACAGGACCUGUUGGCUGCAGUAGGCAGUGCAAGCUACCAUGGUGGUGUAACGCAUACAAACGCAGCACUGAAAGUAGUACGCGAACAAGUACUCACGUAUGCACAUGGUGACCGGCAGAUGGCUAAGAACGUUGUCAUUGUACUUACAGAUGGCCAGUCAAAUGAUAAGCUCGAUACGAUAAAAGAGGCACAGACACUACAUUCAGUCAGUGAUGACGUCAUCAGUAUUGCCAUAGGCUCAGGUAUCAACGCCCAGGAGAUACAAGCCAUUGCCACAGACAACCAUCACGUGUUCGACCUGCGCAGCUACAGUGCCUUAAACACAAUCUUCAGUAACUUGAUGCAGAUCAUUUGCAAUGCAUGAACUUGACCAAAUGUACAGGAUGACACCAAGGAAUAAACUAAUGUUUUUG
Molecule: messenger RNA, 1333 nt
Organism: Mercenaria mercenaria
Lineage: Eukaryota; Metazoa; Mollusca; Bivalvia; Venerida; Veneridae
Product: collagen alpha-1(XII) chain-like
Exons: 8
Coding region: 187-1284 (365 amino acids)
Source: RefSeq, a predicted model, not a curated record